UUAGGGAAGGCUGCAUGGAACUAGCUGGGAUUACGUAUCCAGGAAUGCAGACUGGUGGAAUCCUUAGUUUGUAAAUCUGCAAAAGCCUUAACGUCAAGGUUCAAUGAAUUUUCAACCGUUUUACAGGAAUGAAGCGGCUGCUGCUUUGGAUUCUAGUGGCAGGCAUCAUACUUCAGACCCUCACCGAGGACUCCAAGGCAGCUUCAGAGGAGGGUGGGAAUUCGAUGGAUUUUGUCCACCCAAAUAACCGCACUCAGUACUGCCACUGGCCCUGCCGGUGUCCGAAGCAGUUGCCCAAGUGCCCACCUGGCAUUAGCUUGGUGAUGGAUGGAUGUGAGUGCUGUAAGACAUGUGCCAAGCAACUGAGAGAGAACUGCACAGAGGCAGACACCUGCGAUUACCACAGAGGACUGUACUGCGACUAUAGUGGGGAUGCCCCUAGGUACGAAGUAGGAAUAUGUGCAUAUAUGGGUGGAGUCGGGUGUGAAACUCAAUGGAGCCAAGUACUACAAUGGUCAAAGCUUCAACCCAACUGCAAGUACAAGUGUACAUGCAUGAAUGGUGCAAUUGGCUGCAUUCCAGUGUGCAGGCAGUCCCGUCCUCCACUCGUCUGGUGUCAGAACCCCAAACGGAUAAAAAUGCCGGGAAAAUGCUGUGAGCUGAUAUGCGAUGAGUCAAAGAAGCUGAAGACGACUGCACCUCGCCAUGUGUCCAUGUCAGCUUACACAGGGAAAUCAGAAGUGUGGCACCAGAACUGCUUAGUGCAAACUACACCAUGGACUGCCUGCUCAAAGUCUUGUGGAAUGGGAAUAUCAACCAGGAUUUCAAAUGAAAAUGAUCAGUGUAAGCUAGUGAAACAAAGACGCCUUUGCUACAUAAGACCUUGCAACAUUGACAUUACCAAGCAUAUCAAGGAGGGGAAAAAGUGCCUCAGCGUCCUGAAGCAGGUGGAACCCAUGAACUUUACCUUAUCUGGAUGUGUGAGCCGACGCACUUAUCGACCCAAAUACUGCGGUGUCUGCACGGAUGACCGAUGCUGUACUCCCCAGAAAUCAAAAACCAUUGAGGUGAAUUUCGAUUGCCCUGAUGGUCUGGGCUUCUCUAAGAACAUGAUGUGGAUAAACUCCUGUUUCUGCAACUUAAAGUGCAAGAAUCCAAAUGACAUCUUUGCAGAUCUGUUGUAUUAUCCUGACUACUCUGAAAUCUCAAACUAAGUCUUAAAAAUGGAUACCCUUUGACCAACUGCUGACACGAGUGCCAAGAAUGCAGGAGAAUAUAUAUAUACGUUUUUAGCCUGAGGUAACGAUGGCAAUCUUGUAGCUGUUGUCAAUUGCCUGAAAGAGACGAGUUCUGUAUCUCAGCUCUGAGGAAUUAUUAUUUUUGACAAAAUAAGAUAAAUUUAUUUAGUGAAUGAAAAUAUUCACAAAAUGUUUAAAGAUAUUAUUUACUGAGGUGUCACUUUAAAUUCAAGAUUCAGCCUUUCCAUAGUUAUAUUUCAUGCCAGCACUUAAAAUGUGCAUUCCACCAAAUAGACUGAUUAUUAGAUAAUUGGUGUCUUAAAACCUCUUUUUAAGUUUUUCUCAUUUGGUAGCAAUCUAAAUUACAAGGUUGUGGGUAUAAUCUCUUGGAAAACCCAAGUUGGGGAGAAACUUUCAAGCACCACUUAAGCAACUACAUCCCUUCUGCUUUGAAUUUAAACUGAGUUGUUGUCUUCCCAGUCAAAUAAAGGUUUAAGAUCCAAUGGUACUAUUAUGUCCAGUGGUGUUAAUUAUGGUUUGCUCAUUGCACCUCUGCCAUCCAAGACAGCUGGUCAUGGGAUUCAAGCCACAUAUUAGUGUGUAUUCCAGGUUGCCAUUUCACUGUGACAAUGAGGGAGAAUAACACUGUUGGAGGUACUAUUUUUCCUGUGCAAUAUUCAAACUUUAGGAUAUCAAAGAUCCUAUUAUACUAUUUUGAAGAAAUUCAGAGAUAUUCCCAGUGAAAUAUAUGCCUCAACCAACAUCACUUAAAUACAAAUUCUCUCAUUAUUGCAGUUUGCAAAUUGAAUUAUCUCUGAAUAAAGGUGACUGCACUUCAAAAGUACUUCAUUGACUGUAAAUUAUUUGUUAUUCCUUGUAGUAAAAGCUGCUAUGCAAAAGCAAUCUUUCUUUUAUUUGAAGAAGGGCA
Molecule: messenger RNA, 2166 nt
Organism: Pristis pectinata (smalltooth sawfish)
Lineage: Eukaryota; Metazoa; Chordata; Chondrichthyes; Rhinopristiformes; Pristidae
Product: CCN family member 4-like
Biological process (GO): cell adhesion; signal transduction
Cellular component (GO): extracellular region; extracellular matrix
Molecular function (GO): heparin binding; integrin binding
Source: RefSeq, a predicted model, not a curated record